Messenger RNA from Cuscuta epithymum, 1999 nucleotides. The record is from the annotation of a GenBank genome assembly. NCBI's taxonomy places the organism in Eukaryota, Viridiplantae, Streptophyta, Magnoliopsida, Solanales, Convolvulaceae.
CCUUUAUAUGCACACACCAUCACCCUUCGAUCAUUUCCGUGAGACCACUCCACACACAACAAUAAUGAAACAAAACAACACUAUUCUCCUCAGAUUCAUCAUACUCAUAUUAUCCAGUUAUGGCAUUGCCAUAUGUAACCUUUGCUCUACCAACCCUUUCCCCACCCCCCUUCUAGAACGUAAUGGUUCAUCAUCACUGAGGGGGGGCCUAAAACUAGAGGGGUACCUUAGCUUUGACCAUAUUGACCAUGCAGCCAAAGACUUUGGAAACACACACCAUUUCCUCCCAGCAGCAGUGUUAUACCCCAAAUCGGUUUCGGAUAUCUCUUCGGUGAUCAAACACGUCUCCGGUUUGGGGCUAACGGUUGCUGCGAGAGGGCGCGGCCACUCGCUGCAAGGGCAGGCGCAGGCUAACAAUGGUGUGGUGAUCCACAUGGAAUCGCUCCGCGUGCCACGAAUGCGAUUCCAAACAAUCGGGAGCAACUUCUCCUAUGUUGAUGUCUCAGCUGGGGAGCUGUGGAUAAACCUACUGCAUGAAAGUCUUAAACAUGGGCUUACCCCCAAAUCUUGGACUGAUUAUCUUCAUUUAUCCAUUGGGGGGACUCUGUCUAAUGCUGGGAUUAGCGGCCAAGCAUUCCGGCAUGGCCCCCAGAUCAACAAUGUUUACCAGCUUCAGGUUGUCACAGACUGUUGUACGGUUUUGACACUACAAGUUAUCAUCAAAUAAGGAGGGAUCGGAGAGUUUUAUUUUGGGACUAUCAGAAAAUGAACAUUGGGCAUUUGGAUCAAUAGGGCACAGCCUGAUCGAGGCAUUGUAGAUACUGAAUAGGAGAAGUCACGACUUGUUCAGAGGAACAGAAUACUGAACUGUUCAACGCUGUACUUGGAGGACUUGGACAAUUUGGUAUCAUCACUAGAGCAAGAAUUGCCCUUGAACCAGCACCCAAUAUGGUUAGGUGGAUACGAGUUCUGUAUUCAGAUUUUGCCAAAUUUGCCAAGGACCAAGAGGCCCUCAUAUCAUCAAAGGAUUCUUUUGAUUAUGUUGAAGGGUUUGUGGUAAUUAAUCGAUCCGGUCUGGUCAGUAGCUGGAGGUCUACUUUUGAGCCUAAGGACCCGGUUCAAGCCACCCAGUUCAGUUCUGAAGGAAAAACGCUCUUCUGCUUAGAGGUUGCCAUGUACUUCAAUCCAGAGGAGGCUAGUUUUCUGGAGAAGAAGAUUGACAGCCUUCUAUCAAAGCUGAGCUACAUAAACUCCACGCUCUUCCAUACAGAAGUUCCUUAUGUGGACUUUCUGGAUAGAGUGCACACUUCAGAGAUGAAACUCCAGGAAAAAGGAUUGUGGGAGGUCCCACACCCAUGGCUAAACCUUAUGAUUCCAAAGACGAAAAUCCAUGCCUUCGCCACAGAGGUUUUCGGAAACAUUUUCACUGACACUAGCAAUGGCCCCAUUCUCAUUUACCCUGUCGAUAAAUCUAAGUGGAAGAAGGGGACAUCUUUGGUUACUCCUGAGGAUAAUAUUUUCUACCUAGUAGCAUUUUUGAGCUCUGCAAACCCAUCAUCUACUGGGAAAGAUGGACUGCAACACAUCCUUUUACAAAACAGAAGAAUUUUAGAAUUCUGCACGAAGGACAAGAUUGGGAUGAAACAAUACUUGCCCCAUUACAACACUAGGGAGGAGUGGAGAACUCAUUUUGGCAGCCAGUGGGAGACCUUUGUCAAAAGGAAAUCCCUUUAUGACCCGUUGGCAAUCCUGGCUCCUGGACACAAAAUUUUCCGAAGAAUAUCUUAGUGGACGAGCCCAAUGAUGAAUGAAUGUCUUAGUGCACAGAUCUGUUAGCAUACCAGAAUAGUUAUAAACUUAUAAUGCAUUAAUUUGUUGUGAAAAGUGUACUUCUAGUGUAGAUAGAUAAGCACAUAGAAUAUAUUAUGGGAAGAAAAUAACUUUGCACCAUAGCGUUUAAUUUAAUAUUCGGAUCGUUAAAUCAUGGGUACUCCCCAAG